CGGUCAAUUUCGCGUUUUCCCGCUUUUGUGUGUGCGUGUGUGUGAGAGAGAAAGAGAGAAAGAGAGAGAGAGAGAGAUUUGGUUCGGUUGAUCUGAAAGAAAGGCGGAAGAAGUGAUUAGCAAUGGAAGGAGGGAGAGGUAACGGAAGCGAUGCAGAAAGAGAUGAAGAUAACGCGGCCACCGAUUUGCUGAGAGAUCGAUUCCGACUCUGCACAAUAUCUAUUGCUGAAGCAGAAGUAAAAGAGAAUAAUCUGGAAAUUACUCAACCUGUGAUGACUUGUAUUUCAGACCUAGCUUUCAAAUAUGCAGAGCAAUUGGCUAAAGAUCUUGAAUUAUUCGCGCAGCAUGCUGGUCGUAAAUCUGUGAAUAUGGAAGAUGUAAUCCUUACUGCCCACAGGAAUGAGCAUCUUGUUACGUUAUUGAGGUCCUUUUCAAACGAUCUCAAGGCGAAAGAAGCUCUUUCUGACAGGAAACGCAAAAAGACAGUGAAAAGAGAUGGAAAGGUUACAUCAGGAAUUAUCAUUGAUCUUCCAGAUUCUUAAUUCAGUAUGGUCCAGAUAAAAUUCUCAAAUCUUAGAUCAUUUGCAGUCUAUUUAAUCAUUGACCCUUUGUUUUUUUUUGGUUGUCAUGGUGCUACAUUUAAAACUAUUGUGAUACAAAAUCUUGAUUGAUGAAAAAUUCUAUUAUUUGGAUUAAAUUGUUAAAAUUUCA
Molecule: messenger RNA, 711 nt
Organism: Impatiens glandulifera
Lineage: Eukaryota; Viridiplantae; Streptophyta; Magnoliopsida; Ericales; Balsaminaceae
Product: protein MHF1 homolog
Exons: 4
Coding region: 123-542 (139 amino acids)
Biological process (GO): replication fork processing; resolution of meiotic recombination intermediates
Cellular component (GO): Fanconi anaemia nuclear complex; FANCM-MHF complex
Molecular function (GO): protein heterodimerization activity; chromatin binding
Source: RefSeq, a predicted model, not a curated record